ACCGCCACUGCUGUGCCUGACCUCCCCGGAAACGCCCGCCCGACUGCCCCCGACUCUGGCAGUGGGGCCCUCCAUGGCAGUGGGCACCUCCCCGUGAAACUUGCCAAGCUGGACGCCACAGCUCCGCACCACGACGACACUUCGGCCAGCUCCGUGCCCCCUUGGGAGGCGUGCGACCAUGCAGUCCUAGCCAGCAGCCCGGGCAUCCCUGAGGAGCACUACAUCAGUGAGGCUGUGGAAGAUGCUCCCAGCGGCAGAGGGUACCGGGAUGCCUGCACCAUCACUGACGUGUGCAACAGCACCGAUCUUCCGGAAGUCGAGAUCAUUAGCCUCCUGGAGGAGCAGCUUCCCCAUUAUAAGCUAAGAGCCGAUACCAUCUACGGUUAUGACCACGACGACUGGCUCCACACACCCCUCAUUUCUCCAGAUGCCAACAUCGACCUCACCACCGAGCAAAUUGAAGAGACUCUGAAAUACUUUCUUUUAUGUGCCGAAAGAGUUGGCCAGAUGACUAAGACAUAUAAUGACAUAGAUGCUGUCACUCGGCUGCUUGAGGAGAAAGAGCGAGAUUUAGAAUUGGCCGCUCGCAUUGGCCAGUCGUUGCUGAAGAAGAACAAGACACUAACCGAGAGGAACGAGCUGCUAGAGGAGCAGGUGGAGCACAUCCGGGAGGAGGUGUCCCAGCUGCGGCAUGAGCUGUCCAUGAAGGAUGAGCUGCUACAGUUCUACACCCGGGUCACAGAGGAGAGCGAGCCCGAGUCGGCGUGCUCCACCCCGCUGAAGAGGAAUGAGUCGUCCUCCUCCGUCCAGAAUUACUUUCAUUUGGAUUCUCUUCAAAAGAAGCUGAAGGACCUCGAGGAAGAGAAUGUGGUUCUUCGCUCCGAGGCCUGCCAGCUGAAGACUGAGACCAUCACCUACGAGGAGAAGGAGCAGCAGCUGGUCAGCGACUGCGUGAAGGAACUGAGGGAUGCCAACGUGCAGAUUGCCAGUAUCUCAGAGGAGUUGGCCAAAAAGACGGAAGAUGCUGCCCGCCAGCAGGAGGAGAUCACGCACCUGCUGUCACAGAUAGUGGACCUGCAGAAGAAGGCCAAGGCGUGCGCCGUGGAAAAUGAAGAGCUGGUCCAACACCUGGGCGCUGCCAAGGACGCGCAGCGGCAGCUCACGGCCGAGCUGCGGGAGCUGGAGGACAAGUAUGCAGAGUGCAUGGAGAUGCUGCACGAGGCGCAGGAGGAGCUCAAGAACCUGCGCAACAAGACCAUGCCCAGCACCGCCUCCCGGCGAUACCACUCGCUCGGCCUCUUCCCCAUGGACUCCCUGGCAGCGGAGAUCGAGGGGUCGAUGCGCAAGGAGCUGCAGCUGGAGGAGCCGGAAUCUCCCGACAUCGCUCACCAGAAGCGCGUCUUCGAGACGGUGAGGAACAUCAACCAGGUGGUAAAGCAGCGCUCGCUGACGCCCUCACCCAUGAACAUCCCCGGCUCCAACCAGUCCUCGGCCAUGAACUCCCUCCUGUCCAGCUGCGUCAGCACCCCCCGCUCCAGCUUCUACGGCAGCGAUGUCAGCAACGUCAUCCUGGACAACAAGACCAACAGCAUCAUCCUGGAGGCCGAGGACCAGGGAAAUGACGACCGUAAGAAGCCAGGGACACCGGGCACCCCUGGCUCUCACGACCUGGAGACUGCGCUGAGGCGGCUGUCCCUGCGCCGGGAGAAUUACCUCUCCGAGAGGCGGUUCUUCGAGGAGGAGCAGGAGAGGAAGCUCCGGGAGCUGGCGGAGAAAGGCGAGCUGCACAGCGGCUCCCUCACGCCCACCGAGAGCAUCAUGUCCCUGGGCACGCACUCGCGCUUCUCGGAGUUCACCGGCUUCUCCGGCAUGUCCUUCAGCAGCCGCUCCUACCUGCCAGAGAAACUCCAGAUCGUGAAGCCGCUGGAAGGUUCUGCCACCCUUCACCACUGGCAGCAGCUGGCCCAGCCUCACCUCGGGGGCAUCCUGGACCCCCGGCCCGGUGUGGUCACCAAGGGUUUCCGGACGCUCGACACCGACCUGGACGAAGUGUACUGCCUUAACGACUUUGAAGAAGACGAGACAGGUGACCACAUUUCCCUCCCGGGCCUAGCUACCUCCACGCCAGUGCAGCACCCCGAGACCUCAGGUGAGAGGUGCCAAGCUCACGUGACUGUCUCAGGCAACAGAAGUUACCCGAGCCGGCCUCAGGCUCGCCCCGAGGACAUGCAGGAACUGCCAGCGGCCACGGAGGAGAAGGAGGAGGAGGAGGAGGAGGGGUCUGCACACCACCCCGGGAAGUGCAUGUCACAGACCAACUCCACCUUCACCUUCACCACCUGCCGUAUCCUGCAUCCUUCAGACGAGCUCACGCGGCUCACGCCCAGCCUUAACUCAGCCCCAACGCCAGCGUGCAGUGGCAGCGGCCACUUGAAGCCCACGCCCACGGCCACACCUUGCACUCCCCGGAGACUGAGCCUGGCGGAAUCCUUCACCAACGCGCGCGAGUCCACCACGACCAUGAGCACGUCGCUGGGGCUGGUGUGGCUGCUGAAGGAGCGAGGCAUCUCGGCGGCUGUGUACGACCCCCAGAGCUGGGACCGGGCUGCCCGGGGCUCCCUCCUGCACUCCUACACGCCCCGGAUGGCCGUGAUCCCCUCCACGCCGCCCAACUCGCCCAUGCAGACCCCCACGUCGUCCCCACCCUCCUUCGAGUUCAAGUGCACGAGUCCCCCCUACGACAACUUCCUGGCGUCCAAGCCGGCCAGCUCCAUCCUGAGGGAGGUGCGGGAGAAGAAGAACACGCGGAGCAGCGAGAGCCAGACCGACGUGUCCGUCUCCAACCUCAACCUCGUGGACAAAGUCCGGCGCUUUGGCGUGGCUCGGGCGGUGCACGCGGGCCAAGCCCAGGUUCCCUCGACCUUGACUGAGGACCAGGGACCACUUCUCUGCGGGCCCCCGGGCCCCGCACAGGGCCUGGUCCCCGAGGGCCUGCCUCUCGGCUGCCCCACAGUCACCCACACCAUCGGCGGACUCCAGCUCAGCAGCGGCAUCCGCCGGAACCGCAGCUUCCCCGCCAUGGUGGGGUCCAGCAUGCAGAUGAAAGCCCCCGUGACCCUCACCUCGGGCAUCUUGAUGGGUGCUAAGCUCCCCAAACAGACCAGCUUACGGUGAGGGUGGAGGGCCCCCCCCCCCGCCCCGCCCCACCCGCAGAGACCAA
Messenger RNA from Sorex fumeus (smoky shrew), 3220 nucleotides. It is a transcript of the gene TRAK1, whose product is annotated as trafficking kinesin protein 1. Bases 508 to 3174 code for a protein of 888 amino acids. Lineage: Eukaryota; Metazoa; Chordata; Mammalia; Eulipotyphla; Soricidae. The record is from RefSeq and is a predicted model, not a curated record. The transcript has 16 exons. Gene Ontology annotation, molecular function: GABA receptor binding. Gene Ontology annotation, cellular component: dendrite. Gene Ontology annotation, biological process: endosome to lysosome transport; anterograde axonal transport of mitochondrion; neurogenesis.